AUGGCAAUCUCCGCCGUCCGCUUGAACGAUCCCUCUUUGUUGAUCGGCCAGAACCACAUUGCUGGAAAAUGGGUGGAGGCUGCAUCUGGGGAGCGCUUCAACGUCACAGACCCUGCGAAUGGAAACAUCAUCGGGUCUUGCCCCGAAUCCGACUCCUCGGACGCACAACGAGCCAUUGACUCUGCAGCCACCGCAUUACCUGCAUGGCGGUCCCGAGCUGGUCGCAACCGCGGCCGAAUCCUCCGUCGUUGGUAUGAGUUGAUCCUGGAGAACCAACAAGACCUGGCUACGCUCAUCACCCUGGAGAACGGGAAGGCAAGGCCAGAUGCUACGGGAGAGGUCCUCUUUGCGGCCAGCUUUCUCGAGUGGUUCUCAGAGGAAGCGGCACGCAUCUAUGGGGAUACCAUCCCGCACACGCAGCCCAAUUUCCGCGUCUCUGUUCUGAAGGAGCCGGUUGGCGUUUGUGGCCUUAUCACGCCAUGGAACUUCCCUGCUGCGAUGAUUACCAGGAAGCUCGGCCCUGCGUUGGCGGCUGGCUGCACAGUCGUUGUCAAAACAGCUGGUGAAACGCCGUUUACAGCUAACGCUCUGAUUAAACUCGGCGAGCGAGCUGGAAUCCCUCCCGGCGUAGUCAACAGCGUGACCGCGCUGGCUAAUACCGCGGAAAUCGGCCAAGCACUGUGCUCAUCGAAUAUCGUCCGGAAGAUAUCAUUCACUGGUUCCACUCGCGUCGGAAAGCUUCUUAUGCAGCAAUCAAGCAGCUCUCUAAAGAAGUUAAGCCUGGAACUUGGCGGCAACGCGCCAUUUAUUGUCUUUGAAGAUGCUGAUCUUGGCCUUGCCGUGGAUGCCGCCAUUGCUAGCAAGUUCAAGUCUUCGGGCCAGACCUGCGUGUGCUCCAACCGGAUCUUCGUUCAGAAAAGCAUAUAUCCUGAAUUCAUCCGGCGCUUGAGAGCCGCCGUGGGCCAAUUCCGUGUUGGCAACGGAUUUGACGAGAAGACCACUCAUGGCCCUCUGGUUACGCCAGCAGCGGUGAAUAGGGUUGCCAGUCUUGUGGACGAUGCUGUUCGCCGUGGAGCAACAUUAGAAGCUGGUGGAAGGAAGAGGGACGAUCUGGGUCCCAACUUCUUCGAGCCCACGAUCCUCACAAAUGUAAACACCGACCUGGCGAUUGUCAACGAAGAGAUCUUUGGCCCCGUGGCGCCCAUCUUCCAGUUCGACACCGAAGACGAAGUCAUUGCUGCCUCGAACGCAUGUGAUGUAGGGCUGGCCUCAUAUAUCUUCACCCAGGACGUCGCCCGCGCGCAUCGAGUCUCGGAACUCCUACAGUUCGGCAUGGUGGCUAUCAACACCGGCGCUAUUUCUGACGCUGCUAGCCCGUAUGUCCCCUUCCGUUCAUUGAAACGCCGUGUUCUGACCAUGCAACAGGUUUGGCGGGAUCAAGCACUCGGGGAUGGGGCGAGAGGGAAGUAA
Molecule: messenger RNA, 1470 nt
Organism: Aspergillus mulundensis
Lineage: Eukaryota; Fungi; Ascomycota; Eurotiomycetes; Eurotiales; Aspergillaceae
Product: NAD-dependent succinate-semialdehyde dehydrogenase
Exons: 4
Coding region: 1-1470 (489 amino acids)
Molecular function (GO): succinate-semialdehyde dehydrogenase (NAD+) activity
Source: RefSeq, a predicted model, not a curated record